GUCAGGAAAUGCAGAAGCUUGCUGCAAACAGAUGUUCUGUUUUUGGUUAGCUUUUGGCUUGCAAACAAACAGUGAGGAAUGUGAAACUUUUGGAAGGGAUUUUGCUGAAAGCUGGGUUUGUGGCUGGGGGUGGCUCCAAGCUGCAGGCAUGAACAGGAAUCUCUGACAUCAGAUGGUUUUGAUUAUUCUGGGAAAGUCCAUCGGUCAAUGGCAUUUCCUCCCUGCUUGGGAGUGGUUUUUCAAAUUCCAGCACUCGCCUAGUUGGUACAGCACAGACCCCUUGGGGUGCUCUGUUAUUUAGAACAAGACUUUUGAUACUGGGAAGGGAAGGUGCAUCUUCUAUCACCAGUUUCUGGAGUGGUUGGGGCCAAGAGGCACAGACAGCCCAUCUGCAAACGAUUCCCCUCCCUCCGUCCCUCCCUCCAAACAGCGUGCUCCACCAGAAAGGCUGCUUGCUAGACCGGACUGGACUGGCAAGAGGAAUACAGCAGAACCCACUAUGGGGAGAGCCGUGGCCAGAGCAACUGUGGCCCUCUUUUUUUCCAUCUUCCAGCCAGGAAGUGCCUUUUGGCUUUUCAAUGUGCUCUUCCCACCCAGUACCACCCCGGAAGCAUCGCUUGCCAACAAUACCUCCCCUGUGGUGCUUGUGCCUGGCUACCUUGGGAACCAGUUAGAGGCCAAGCUGGACAAGCCUGAUGUGGUGAACUGGAUGUGCUACCGCAAAACUGAGGACUACUUCACCAUCUGGCUGAACCUCAACAUGUUCCUGCCCCUUGGGGUUGACUGCUGGAUUGACAAUACCAGAGUGGUGUACAACAGGACAACUCGGAGAAUGUCCAAUGCCCCUGGUGUCCAUAUCCGAGUCCCUGGGUUUGGCAAAACCUAUUCUGUGGAAUACCUGGACAAAAGUAAACUGGUUGGGUAUAUGCACACAAUGGUCCAACACCUGGUCAAUAAUGGCUAUGUGAGAGAUCAAACAGUGCGAGCUGCCCCCUAUGACUGGAGGAUUGGACCCAAUGAGCAAGAGGAAUACUUCCACAACCUGCGUGCCCUGCUGGAGGAAAUGCAUGACUCCUACCAGCAGCCUGUCUUCCUCAUUGGCCACAGCUUGGGAAAUCUCUACAUCCUCGACUUCCUUGUCCGGCAGCCCCAGGCCUGGAAAGACCAAUAUGUCCGGGGCUUCAUUUCCCUGGGAGCUCCCUGGGGCGGAGCUGUGAAGUCCAUAAGGCUCAUGGUCUCAGGGGACAACCAAGGCAUUCCAGUCAUGUCCAGCAUCCAAUUGCGUGAAGAACAGCGCAUGAACAACCCCUGGAUGUUCCCAACUAAUCUGGCUUGGCCCGAGACCCACGUCUUCAUCUCAACCCCCUCCUAUAACUACACCUACAAUGACUACCAGCGCUUCUUCACUGAUGUAAACUUUGAGGAUGGCUGGUAUAUGUGGGAUGACAUCAAGGAUCUGCUGAAAGGGCUGCCCCCUCCGGGAGUUGAGGUGUACUGCCUAUACGGCACUGGGGUCCCCACUGUAGAGACCUACAUUUAUGACGACCGCUUCCCCUAUGAAGACCCCGUGGAUGUUGUGUAUGCAGAUGGGGACGACACAGUCAGCAGGUGCAGCCUGGAGCUGUGUAAGCAAUGGCACACGCAGCAGAAGGAGAAGGUGCAUGUCCUGGAGCUGCAUGGAGCCAACCACCUCAACAUGGUCUUUGAGAACAGCACCCUAAACUAUAUCAAUGAAAUCCUGCUUGGAAGCUUUGGAAAUGCCUCAGCAGGGGGAGGGCCCUCUGAGCCCCAUUUGGCAAAGCGAAAGAGAAGUAGGGACGGCCUCCCACUUGAGGGAAUUUGGGGCCGGUCCAUGUCUCCUUCAUAGAUGUGGCACAGCACGGUUGCUCAUACCCCCCCCCCCCAGUGCCACAUGCAACACAGCUGAAUGCAAAAGUGACCUGCAUGGUCCAACCAUCCCGCUUGUUUUGAAAGGAGAGGCUCUUGCAGAUUGUCCCUGCAGCUGUCAUACAGUAUUUUCACUGCUGACAUGAUGCCCCCCCCAAGAGUUCAUGUUUUCCAACUCUGCUUUCAGUGGAACCAUUUAAGUAAGCCAGUGAACUAGCCUGGAGUUAUAUUUGUUCUAUGCAAAAAGAACAAGGAGUCUUGGGCCACCCUUUAUUAUGGCAUUAGACUUCAUGGACUAUAGCCACUUCACCAGAUGCAUGGAGUGUGAUCCUCAGCUAGGGAUGGGCAAGAAUUUCUAUUCAGUUUGCGUUUCAAGCAGAAUCUAUCAAAUCCACACUUUCCAAAACGAUAUGAGAACUGAAGCACAGCCAUCUUUCGAAAUUUGUACUUACCCAGUUUUGAGAUGCAGUUUGCUAACCAACCAAUAUUCACAAAAAUGAUGUGUUGGGGGGGUGCAUAGAAAUAAAUAUGAUUGAUAAUUACUUACAAAA
Messenger RNA from Rhineura floridana, 2438 nucleotides. It is a transcript of the gene LCAT, whose product is annotated as lecithin-cholesterol acyltransferase. The transcript has 6 exons. Bases 500 to 1867 code for a protein of 455 amino acids. The record is from RefSeq and is a predicted model, not a curated record. Gene Ontology annotation, biological process: lipid metabolic process. Gene Ontology annotation, molecular function: phosphatidylcholine-sterol O-acyltransferase activity. NCBI's taxonomy places the organism in Eukaryota, Metazoa, Chordata, Lepidosauria, Squamata, Rhineuridae.